CCGCCAUGUUGGGGCGGGGCUUAGGCUUCCAGGGGGCGUCUCCGGGGGGGGAGUGGCCAUAGACUGCCUUCCUGCCUCCAUUCCUAGCCUGGCGACUGACCUUACAGCUCUUCCAGUUCGUACAUGUAGACGGAAUGAGGGAAAUGGACGAUGGCCAUUGGCGCAAUCUGGACGCCUAUAAAGAAACACAUGCUUAUCUCUCAGGGUUCUGGAGGCCGGAAGUUCAAGAUCAAGGCAACGCUGCCUGCUCUGGACCCUUUGAAAGGAAAUCGGCUCCAGAAACCAGAUGAUCACAGUCUUGCUGUGUUUCACAGAGCAUGUUCCGGUUCCGUUGAUGUCUUCCCCAUUACCUCCCCUGCUGUGUUUGACCUUCAGCCCCUCACUGUGAAGGAUUCGGUUAGCGGCCAUGUGCCGUUGCUAACAAGAUACUUCAAUUGUGUGCUGUUUGAGUCUCCUACUGAAGAGAGGCAAAUGACAAACCGGGAAAGAGCUUCAACCAGCAGGACACAGGCUUUUGUGUCCAUCACGUGUGGGUUCCUGCCAGUUAGGGAAGACAGGAGCUUUUCCAGCAGGAAAGCAAGCCAGCCCGUGCACAGGCAACCUCAGACAGUACCGGGCACCCUCCUGCUGACGGAUCCCCCGCCAGUGGUGGAGAAGAGUGGCCCGUGUAUCAGCCUGGAAGAAACAGAUGCCUCUCCCUGCCACCUCCGCGACCGAGACUUUCGGCCAGCGGACACUUGUCCUCUUGUAGCUGGCCUUCACCCAUCCUUCCUUCCUGUUGGCACCCCACUGACACUUCCGGGCUUCACUGUCAGGGUAGGAAUGUGACUGACUGGAGUUUGGCCAAUGGAUGCUGUCUCACGACAAUCUUGAGUACUGACUGUGGGAGGCAGGGGUAGAAGUUUCCGACGAAGAGUUCCUGCUUUGAGACAAAUGCAGGUUUCCAGCUGUCAAGGCUCCUGGAGCACGCCCAGUGUCCUUUCCCACCGGUUCUGUCAUUCUGUGACUUGUGACCAGUCCCCUCCUUCACUUUAAGUGAAAGACUACUUAUUCCCAGGACUGAUUUUUUAAAACAUUCACUGGCUGAGCUUCCUAUCUGCAAAACACACGGAGAUCAACAACACAGUUCAGUUUGCAACCUGGAUGACAAGGGACUGAUUUCCUUCAUAUAUAGAGUGUCCACACAUCGUUGAGGCCAAUAGAUCAAAAGAAAGGUGGGCAAAUGGUCACUAGUAAACAAGUAUCUUAAAAGAUGAAAAUAUUGCCGCAGAUAAAAUUACAGUGAGAUGCCACACCUCACGGGCAAAGAUAAAAAAAAUAAUUGAUAACAGGUGGUUCUGGUGAAGAAAUGGAGACACGGGCGUACUUCACCCUUAUUGGAAAAGUUUACAUUGAGGUGUUCUCUUUGGAAGGCAGUUCGGCAAUACUCGAAACUAAAAUCGAAUAUGCCUUUGGAGAGUUCUAGGAAGUUACCCCUGUAAACUCAAACAUAUGCCCAAAAUAUGUACAAGACUGUUAACAGCGAUCACGUAUACUGGGGGCUGGCCAACCACAGCCUGGGGGUUAAAUCUGGUCAGCUGCCUGCUUUCGUAAAGAAGGUUUUAUUGGCACGCAGCCAAACCCACACAUUUACAUACUGUCUGUGGCUGCUUUGGGGCCAGGAGAGCAGAGUGGUUGUACCGGUCUGGCCUGCAAAGCCGAAAAUAUUUACUCUCUGGCCUUUUACAGAGGAAGUCUGUUGACCCCUGAUUUGUGCGGAUUCAAAAAGCCCCGAAUAACCUGUUAUCCCUUGAUAGGUGCCUGGCAAAAUAAAUUACGGCACAUUCAUAAGCAGGAAUAGAAUACAGGUAUUAAAAAAGAGAGACUGGGAUGUGAUUCCCUGUCUGGAGCGAAGGCAUCUUUCCUCUAUAUAUGCUUUUGCACUCAAGUUUUAUUAUACUUUUUAAGCCAUUAAAAAUAAAAGCGGAGCUUCCCGAAGUAUGGAGAGGGUGAAGGCGCAAGGAGAGGUCAUCCUGCUGUUAGGAACUCAUGUACCAGAGUGCCACCUGCUCAGGCAGUCUCCGGUCUCCCUGGGUCAGGGCUGCUGGGUCAGACGUGAGAGGGGAACGGCCUGCCCUCCUUGGUCGGCAUUUCCCGAUGCCCCAACCACGGAGUCAAGCCUCUGGACAAACACAGGCACCAAAGGAAGUGAAGGCAGCCAGGGCAGAGUGACCGCCAGAAGGACUUGCACCUUGGCUUACGCUGUGGCUCUGAGGAAGCCUGUGGGCUGGACCAGGCCGGCCGUGACAUCCUGGGCUGGGUCCCUAGGCGACUUGCAGUGGCUGCAUCAGGACCCCGCGGCUGUCCUCGACGGGACCAGUCUGAUGGGGGCGGGGCACCCUCCAGCCCGGGCAGCUCGAGGCCCCGUCGCCUCCCGGGACCCGCCCAGGCAGAGGCACAGCCAUCAGCGGCCCCGGGGCUGGGAAGGAACCUUAGGCAGGUGGCAGCGCUUCCGUCCGGAAUUGUUUAAUGAGUCUACUUCUUACACGCAUAAUUAUAAAAGAAUAAGAAUCGACAAAAAUAUUUUCUUUCCAUAA
Molecule: messenger RNA, 2576 nt
Organism: Acinonyx jubatus (cheetah)
Lineage: Eukaryota; Metazoa; Chordata; Mammalia; Carnivora; Felidae
Exons: 4
Coding region: 151-828 (225 amino acids)
Source: RefSeq, a predicted model, not a curated record